Molecule: messenger RNA, 2276 nt
Organism: Cuscuta campestris
Lineage: Eukaryota; Viridiplantae; Streptophyta; Magnoliopsida; Solanales; Convolvulaceae
Source: the annotation of a GenBank genome assembly
CGCAGGAAACACGAUCAUGGCCGGAAGAUUAUUUCAAGCAGGAAUAUCCGAGGGACAAUCAACUACUCGUCCUCCACUUUUUGACGGAACAAACUAUGCUUAUUGGACAGAAAGAAUGAGGAUAUUUAUUCAAUCAAACGACUACGACUCUUGGAUGGUGAUCAAAUACGGAGACACUACUCCAUACAAAGUUGUUGAUGGAAUUCGAGUACCCAAAUUAGAAUCUGAAUUUGAUGAUGGAGAUAAAAAGAAUGUGAUGCAAAACUCCAAAGCCAUCAACUAUCUUUAUUGUGCAGUCAAUCCGGAUGAUUACAGAAAGAUUUCACGAUGCAAAACCGCAAAUGAAAUGUGGACCAAGCUUGAGGUAACUUAUGAAGGUACCUCGCAAGUGAAGGAUGCUAAAGUUGAUUUGCUACUUCAUGAAUAUGAGUUAUUCUCAAUGAAAGCUAAUGAAAGCAUUGAUAGUUAUUUUGAGAGAUUCUCAAAUAUUAUCAAUAAUCUUGACACCCUCGGAAAGCACUACACUGAUCAUGAUUUGGUUCGGAAAAUCUUACGAUGCAUGACUCCUGAGUGGAAAUCCGAGGUUAGAGCCAUUAGUGAAGGAAGGGACUACAAUACUUUGACCUAUGACACUCUACGGGGAAAGCUACUUACAUAUGAAUCUUCUACGCUUUAUCCUCCGGGAGACAACAAACAAAAGAAGUCCAUUGCUCUAAAAUCCACCAAGGAGAUUGAAGAGGAAAAUCAAAAUGAAGAGUCAAGUGAUGUAGAAGACAACCCCGAACUUGCUCUUGUCAUCAAACGCUUCAACAAGUUUGUCAAGAAAAAUUUCAAGACUAGAAGGGACAAAUCAAAGAAGGCAACACCACCCAAAUGUUAUGAAUGUGGUGAAUUGGGACAUAUCAAGCCCUAUUGUCCAACAUUGAAGCAAGACAAGGACAAGAAGAACAAGAAGAAACAAAAAGCUUAUAUUUCAUGGGAUAAUAGUGGAUCAUCCUCCAAAACUAGUGAUGAUGAGGAAGAAACGGCAAAUCUUUGUCUCAUGGCAAUAGAGGAUGAGAACCCUAGUCGCGGUUUCUUCAUCGUCGUCGCCAAGCUCUUCUCACUAUUCCAUGGCGUCAAGGACGAAAAGGAAGACCAUUCGGCCACCUGCCUCAUCAUCUCUCCCGGGUUCUUCGUCUCAGCCGCAAUCUACACCCGAAAUUUCAAGCGUAGAAAUCAUCAAUAUGUGGUUGUUUCUAAGUUUUGUGGCAAAGAGGUUAGCUUUUCUAGUGGUGAAUUGAAUGAGAUGUUUGGCAUGGAGAACAGUAACAGGGAGCUUACUACCCAAAAUAAUCCUCAAAACCCUUGGUAUAACUUUGAUGAGGAAAAGUGUUGGGAAGUGAUGAAUUUUAAACCCUCUUUCAAUGAGUCUGGACGACCCAAAGUGAGUGGUAUGCAACCUCCCCAACGAUUGAUUCGGUACAUUGCUUCUUACAUUCUGCGUGGUCACUCGGGGAAUCAUCCUCAAAUGAGUAGAGAUGAUGCAAUGCUUAUCUACGCCAUCUUGAAGCCGGUGUCAGUGAAUUGGGGGAAAUACAUUUUGAGCUACAUGAAUUUAUGCCGAGCAAAGAAGAAAGCUUUACCGUAUCCCAUGCUUCUUACUUUUCUUUUGAAGAAAAAGGGGUUUGAAUUUCUUAGUACCGAAUCGGACCUUGAGACAGCUUUUUGGAGGAUCAAGAGGGCGACAGUGAUGAGAGUCAAGAUUGAUACUGAGGACGGAGAACGUGAGGAAGCAGGCCCUUCUCAUUCUCGUGUAGCUUCACGGGGUAAAAAGGUCACCUUGCCUAUGCUUUUUGAGUCCCUGCAAAGCCUCCAAACCUCCUUCAACAACAUCCAGCUCCAACUGGCCACUUACGGUUAUAACUUGAACAAGAUGUUGGUCAAGAGUGGAGAACAAUGGGAAACACCAUCCAUGGAAGCGCUCGCACCUUACAUGUCUCAGGGUUCUUCUUCUCAAGCUGCUCCUUUUGAUGAUGAAGGUGAUGACGUUGAUGAGGAUGAUGAUGAUGCAGAGAAGGAGGAUGCUGACCACCUUGAUGUAACCAUGGAUGGGGAAUGAGUGGAUUGGGAACUCAUUUUCUAGCAUUAAUCAUUUUAACUUAUGCCUUACUUAUUGACUCUAUCUUUUGCAUAACCCCUUGUGUUUUUGAUUAUGACUUUACCAUUUGCUGUGCUUUUUAUCUUCCCUUUUUGCUUAUGACAAAAGGGGGAAGUGUGGGUAUUGCUUGUGCUUG